AAAGUUGUGCGGUGCUGCUGCUGCUAAGAAAAAAGUGUUUUAAGUCCAAAAAAACGCUUAAUAAUACCCAGAAAACAAUAAAAACACUUCAACUAACUUUGCUUAAUGCAGAGCAAUAAAAAACACAUCGAAAAAGUGAAUUUUUAAAGGAUUUAUUCAAAUGUAAAGUGAGCGCAGAUUUCCCGGCCAAUUGGUACAGCGAAGAUGGGAAACGGAAUGCACAAAAACGCAUAAAUUGUGCAAAUUCCGUAGUGAAAUUAAUAAAACAACUUAAUACGUGAUCAAAAUAAGACAUUUCUAAAACAAUUAGCAAGUGGUUAACAAGUUAAAGCCACCAAAACUGCCAUGAAAAAACUGAGACUCCCGCGGACAAUGUGAGACUGCAGCGGCCGUGCACAUGUGUGUGUAGGCGUCAGUGCAAAUUUGUGUAUGUGUGUCCUCUUCUCUGGCUACGAAUAAGAGGAGAAGUGGAUAACAACUCCGCCAUGAUGAAAUUGAGACAUGUUCCUGCUAUAAAACGUUUAAUAAUAUCUAUAAAAUCGUUCCAUAACGUAAGCUUGGCUUGACAAAAUCACGUGAUAUACGCUAUCAGCUAUUCGAUAACCGAUAGCCGCUAAUCGCUCUCCACUCUCCGCUCUGCAAUGGAAGUUGGAAGAGGAGAGAGCGAAGGAAAAAAAGAAGAAGAAGAAGAUCGAGCCGGUGAAAAGUUGUGGCGUGCUGCUGCUGCUAAGGAAAAAGUGUUUUAAGUCAAAAAAAAAACGCUUAAUAAUACCCAGAAAACAAUAAAAACACUUCAACUAACUUUGCUUAAUGCAGAGCAAUAAAAAACACAUUGAAAAAGUGAUUUUUUUAAGGAUUUAUUCAAAUGUGAAGUGAGCGCAGCUUUCCCAACCAAUUGGUACCGCGAAGAUGGGAAACGGAAUGCACAAAAACGCAUUAAUUGUGCAAAUUCCGUAGUGAAAUUAAUAAAAUAACUUAAUACGUGAUACAAAUAAGACAUUUCUAAAACAAUUAGCAAGUGGUUACCAAGUAAAAGCCACCAAAACUGCCAUAAAAAAAAACUGAGACUCCCGCGGACAAUGUGAGACUGCAGCGGCCGUGCACAUGUGUGUGUAGGCGUCAGUGCAAAUUUGUGUACGUCUGUAUGUCAAAUAACCGUAACCUCUGCUCUGCCAGUGAGCGCUGCGAAAAAGAGGAUAAGAAGUGGAUAACAAUUACGCCAUAUUGUAAUUUAGACAUGCUGCUGCUGCUACAAAACGUUUUUAGUCCAUAAAAAACGUUUAUUAAUAUCUAUAAAACUAUUAAAUAAUUACAACUAAAACCAAUAAAAGUGAAAAAAAAAACCCUGAGACUCCCUGGGACAACAAAUGGCCGCAGCAGCCGCUGUUAUGUACAUGUGUGUGUGUGUGCAUAGCAAGAACAUCUCCAAAAAAGGAAAUGGAUUACCGUUUUCUUCAGACGAACCGUUUUAAAGUACAGUGCGCGUUUAUAAGCGAAAAUAGAAGAGCAAAGCUCGUGUGCCAGAGAUUAUUGACAUAUUGUUUGUUGUUUUAUGUUCUGUGAAAUAAAAAAAAUCUAUUAAUAACAAAAAGAAAGGAAGGAAAGAGACAAAGACAAAGACCCUUAUAAAUCAAAUAAAACUAAAAUAAAAAAUAAAAGAUGAAUUUAAUGAAAAAGACGAAAAUGAAGAAUCGAUCGUUAGGGACAAUCGACAGUAUAAUCGGAGUCAUAUCAACCAGCGACAUUCGACCAUCAGCCAAGAGCCAACCAGUCGACAGUCAACAGUCAACAGUCAACAGCUAACAGCCAACAGCCAUUCGCCAUCAGUUGUCGUUGUAGUCGCCGCUAAUUGCAAAACUCAAUAUUUGGAAUUCCAAACUGGUCAAAAUGAGGGAUUAAUGCCUGAAAACGAGCUUAAAUUUACAAGUUGAAACAGGAGCUGCUGCAGCCUGGGCCCCCAUAUUCAAUGUCCACAAUUUAAAUGCUACAUCGAACCUGUGUGUGUUCCAGCAGCAGAAGGAAAAGCAACAACGUCCAGGACUCUUAGGAACUUGAGACGGUCGCAAGUCCACCUGGCGACCAUCAGCAGCUAAAUCAAGCGGCAAGCCAAAAGGAAACCCUUGAAUAAAUCCUAGAAAUCCUAAAAACACACACACACACCAGCCAUGGCCCACUCCAAGGUGAUCCUGAAGAUCCUGUUCUCGCUAUGCGUCUGGUCCUUUGUCAUCAUUGGUCUGUUCAAGAUGCAUGGCACCAACCUGGUGCCGCAGGAGUACCAGCAGGUGCCCCUCAAUGGACGCAUUCUGCUGCAAAAGGACAUGCGGUAUGCGGAGACAACGUCCACGACCACAGAUCACUUUGAUCCCAGCGAGAUUUUAGUGGACAAUCGAACAGCCAUGGACGAUGACCAGCUGGUCAGGGACGUGGAAUCUCGCAUACCCUCGCUGCCGAUUGCCUACUGGAGCAAAAACAAGAACUUUUUGCAACAAAAGUCCUCUACCUGCGCCAAAUACCCCUCGAUCUUUGAGCUGGAAUUCAAUAACAUUUACUGGCAAACGUUGCGCACCUCGAAUGGCACCUUUCAGCUCUUUGGCGCCUACUAUGACAUCCGACGCACCUCGCUCCUGGGACCCACCGUUCGCAUUCUGGGCAUGAUUGAUCGCAUCGAGCCAAAGGUCAAGACCUAUUGCCAGUUUUGGUUCGAUGGCCAGAAGGAGCCGUUCAUUGUGAAGACCUUCGAGUACAAGUACAUUUGGUACAACAAGUGGGGCAACUACAAGCAGGGCAUCUAUCAGCCGUACCUGAUUGCCUGCCAGAUACCCAAACCGUUUCACGGUGUAGUGCCCAGCUCGGUGUCGAUGGUGGAGAAGGAGUGCGACACGGCCACCAAUAAUCUGAGAGUGAUUUACAAUCGUCCGCCGGAUGAUCAGAAGAAGGGUUUUGCCGUGUGUGUCAAGGGUUUGGAUUUCCUGUACGACGAUCUGAGUGUGAGGCUGAUUGAGUGGAUCGAAAUGCUGAAUAUUCUGGGAGCAGACAAGAUAUACUUUUAUAAUCUGCAGGUCCAUCCCAACAUCACCAAGGUAUUGAAUCACUACGAGCAGGAGGGCAAGGUCCAGGUGAUACCUCUUACCCUGCCCGGCGGUCAGCCCAAUGUCCCCGGCUUCCAGCAUUUGUAUCUCACCAAAAAGACCAAUCACAAGCGACAGAACGAGGUGAUACCCUACAAUGACUGCCUCUACAAGAACCUGUAUCUCUACGACUACAUUGCCCUGCUGGACAUUGACGAGGUGAUCAUGCCCAAGGGCGGCUCUGUCCUCUGGUCCGAGCUAAUGGACAAGGUGCGCCCCGAGUCGCGCAAGAUCAAGCCGGAUGGCUUCCACAGCUACAACUUCCGGAACGUGUACUUCCUGGACGAUCAGCAGCACGAGCAUGGCUGGCACAAGGACAUACCCAAGUACAUGCACAUGCUGCAGCACGUGCAUCGGGCCAAGAACUACACCAAGCCGAAUCAGUAUGUCAAGUGCUUCCACGAUCCGGAGCGUGUGCUCACCCUGCACAAUCACUUCCCGCUGAGCUGCCUGGGUGGGGUGUGCAAGUCCUAUCCCGUGGACACCCAGGAUGCCCAGCUGCAGCACUAUCGCGCGGAUUGUGUGAAAACUUUAAAGAAAAGCUGCGAGGAGUAUCGCGAGCAUUCGGUGGAGGACAAGACCAUUUGGAAGUACAAGGACGAGCUGAUACGGCGCACCAUCAAGGCGCUGGACACGCUGGGCUUCUUUCGCCGCCAGGGACUGAACUCGGCCUCAGGGUCGGGGGGCAGCAGCAGCGGUCUGGGCGGUGGAGCCACCACGCACUCGACGGAACGGUGAUUCACACUACUCGGAGGUGGCGGCGGCGGCUGGUCCUGGCCCUGGCAGCUAGUCGAAGCCUCCGGCAGUAGUCUCGGCAACGAGGAGUUCUUUGUCUAAAGAGAAAGAGACAGCGAGAGCAAGAGCGAGAGAGAUCCCUCGGAGAUCUGCUCCCAGUUUAGUUAGUAUAUUGUGUCCAGUUGCAGUUCCCAUCCAAGAACCAUAUAUACCACAGAGAGGAUUUUUCCAGGCCAUUUCCUUGGGUAACUAUUUAUUUUACAUUUUAUUUUUCCAAUUUUCUUUUAUUAUUUGUAUUGUUUUGU
Molecule: messenger RNA, 4168 nt
Organism: Drosophila kikkawai
Lineage: Eukaryota; Metazoa; Arthropoda; Insecta; Diptera; Drosophilidae
Cellular component (GO): cytoplasm
Molecular function (GO): glycosyltransferase activity
Source: RefSeq, a predicted model, not a curated record